AUGAAACUGCAAGUUCUAGUUUUGUUGGCUGGGGUCUUCGCCAUCGUGUUAGCUCAGCCUCAACCGCCAGCUAAGCCAGAAAUAAAAGUAGCAACAUCAUCAAACUCGGAAACGAUUGCCCAUUCCCGCUGGGGCAAUCAGCCAGUCAAUCCCCACAAAAAUGUCUGGUUGGAUUGGACCCUUGACAGUUUAAAAGGACCGGAGCCCCAAAAACUGAAGUAUGCAAGUGUUGUACGGCUCAAUGUGAUGCAAGUCAAUCACCAGGGAAUGAUCAGGAUCCACAAUCCGACCAAGGACAAGAACAGCCAUUACCAACUUGCCGACCAUCUUUUUGGCUCCUACACCAGUGUAUUGGGUCCCGGUCAAACUCAUUUUGUCACCGUUAACGAGAGGGGGACACUAGUACUGUUGUUAUAG
Messenger RNA from Puccinia graminis f. sp. tritici CRL 75-36-700-3, 417 nucleotides. RefSeq lists its product as uncharacterized. Lineage: Eukaryota; Fungi; Basidiomycota; Pucciniomycetes; Pucciniales; Pucciniaceae. The record is from RefSeq and is a predicted model, not a curated record. The transcript has a single exon. Bases 1 to 417 code for a protein of 138 amino acids.